Symbiodinium necroappetens is the source of this 518-nucleotide messenger RNA. Lineage: Eukaryota; Dinophyceae; Suessiales; Symbiodiniaceae. The record is from the annotation of a GenBank genome assembly.
AUGCGUCACAGAGAGCCUGAUGUUUGGGCAGAUUUCCUGCCCUCUUUGGUUGGGGUCGCAAAAUUUAGGCAUCAGGUGCUGGUCAUAGGGCGCAGGGUUCUUUUUGCAACAAGGUUCCAGCGGGCACGCAGUGUAUUGCUGGGCCAGAGUCUACUUUGCCCACCCGGAACGCCUCCCUUCUCCGAGUGCUUGGGGCUGUUGGCCUUGAACCCGGACCGCAGCAUCAAGCGCAAGUUUGAGAGGAGAUCUGAAUCCGAAAAUCCCAUCCGCUGGUUCGACCGCGCCCACCUGAUCCGCUUGGCGACAGCCGAGGUCCCUUGGCUCGUCUUGAACAACCUCGAGGCAAAAGAGGCCGUGCAAGAGCUCGAGGAGGACACUCGCUGGCAGCACUUGAAGUUCGUCCACUUUCACCUCAACGGGGCAGACGACGUCGCCAGGUGGGAGAAGUGGAAACAUGCGUCUCAUGGCUGCUGCAUUCAUUGUCUGCUUCCCAGCGCUACAUCACCAUUGGGCGGCCG